CAAUCCACGUGGAAGUGGACACGUACGUGGAUAUUGUGUCAUAACCCGCAAAGUGCUAAAAAGGACGGGCCUAUAAAAAGAAGGGCUGUAUAUUUCCACUUCAUUUUUAUCAGCGAUUUCUGAGCAGGACAUUAUAUCUUCAAAAAGUCACAGAUUUUGUACCGGUUCUUUUUAUAGUUCUGGAGAUAUAUUUUCGGUUCGAAAAACGACAGGUUUACUAUUACAUGCAACUCUAGUCUUGUUGCCAUACAUCAGAACUCUUUUCUAAUUAGUCAUCACAGGAAGAGUUUAUAAAACAAUUUGUUAAAGAUGUUUGGCGAUUCCACGACACUUGCUGACGUUCGUCAGAUCCUGGCCAAACAGGCUGCCGCGGCCGAAAGCAACGAGGCGUCUCUGUCGGUGCUGGGACUGGAACAUUUGGAAACGACUUUGCUGAAUUCCUUGAGGUAUCUGGUGAACAUGAGCCGCGAUUCGACGCCGGCUGAUGAGAGAGGCCACGAAGACGUGGAGGCGGGGCUUGUGACGCCGGAGGGGCGGGGAGAUGGAGAGAGGGAUCGGGAGUGUUUGAAUCGUGAGGAGGAGCAUGUGUGUGAAAUAGAAGGUCAUUCAGGGGAUUGUCGUAGUGGCGAACAGGAAGAAACGGAGUUGAAUCUAAUGGAAUUGCCAGUCCAAGUUCUUCUGCACAUUUUCUCUUUCCUCGACGCUCCUGAUGUUGCCAGUGUUGGCGGCACUUGUCGUCAGUGUUACAGCCUCUGUGCGGAUCAGAUUCUGUGGAGAGACGCGCUGGAGAAGGACAAGCUAAGAUGGAGGCAGGUCGGCCAUCGGUCCAACCCCGCACUGUAUGAGGCAGUGAACUCUGACCUCACAUACAAGGAAAUUUACAUGAGAUGCAGUCCCGAAUUCCAGCGUGAGUCGUCAGGUUUCAACCUCAUGCGACUGCCCCAACUUCUCUGGUCAUUCAUCCCCCACAAGCCUCCCAAAGUCGUCAUGUUCGGUCCGGGGCUCGAAUCCAACUCCACCACCCUGGUCCGCAAGUUCCUUGGCAGCGGCACCGAUAUCUUCAAGGUGCUAGGAGUGUUUCCGGCACUCUUACCCGGUAGUGUUGGGACAGGCUUCAGAGUGUCAGUAAACAACAAGCUGGAUAUGAGGCUGAUAACGCUGUACUCCGGUACAAAGAGAGACCGGGAAAACCCUGAACUUGGAGCGACCAGAGCCCAGCGUAACAAACUCCUGCAACAGGCAUCCCCCGGGGGUAGCCCCCAGGGUGGGGAGGCAGGUGGGAGGGGAGAUGACGACGACGCCGCGUACGAACCCACGUCGACAAUCAAGGAGCUGUGCCGGAACGUGGAUGCUUUCAUCUUUGUGGUGGACGCCAUGGUGGGAUCGGAAACAUUAGCAAUUGAUUCUCAACCGGAACUCUUUGCCUUGAUGAACGACCGAUGGACCUCUCAGAAGUGCCCCCUUGUCAUUCUGUCCUGCGUGCCCAACACAGAGACAGCCAGAGUGCCGUGUGUGACGAUGGCCAAGGAACUAGCCCUCCACAAACUCAACAGAGCGUGGAAGAUGUUUGAUGUUGAUGUGUCUGACUUGUCAGGAGUGGUCGAGGCUGUCACCUGGUUGGUGGAAAGUGCACAAGGGAGGUAGCUCUCAGCCAAUCGCGGCACAGCUUUCAUAAGGAACACAUUAUUUCUCUACAAGAAGCUGUCCCCUGGGUGGUGGAAAGUGCACAAGGGAGGUAGCUCUCAGCCAAUCGCAGCACAACUUUCACAGGGAACACCCUGUAUAAAGAAGCUAUCACCUGGUUGGUGGAAAGUGCACACGGGAGGUAGCUCUCAGCCAACCACAGCACAGCUUUCAUAAGGAACACCCGGUAUUUCUUUUAUACAAGAAGCUGUCACCUGGUUGGUGGAAAGUGUACAAGGGAGGUAGCUCUAAACCAAUCACAGCACAGCUUUCACAAAGAAUAUGCCUUAUUUUUCUAAGGGAAAAAGUUCAACUGUAAAUAAUAUAAAGUUUAUUAUUUAAUGUUCAGUCAAGUUUGUGUAUUUGGAUAUAAAUUUAUCAUUCAGCUAAUAGAAUAAAAUGUAUUCCCGAGAUGUUUUUCCAGCAAGUUUUAGGGGAAGUUUGUAAGCUAUUUUAAAUUAAUGAUCAGAAUUCAGGUUUCAUGUUUGAGUAUUUUUUUAAGUGUAAUAAAUACUUGGAUAAACAUGCACUUCGGUGAAAUGUACAAUUGCUUUUACAAAAUGUGUAUAUCUUAAUGUUAACGUUGUUAAUUUAAAAUAAAGUAUUUAAAAAGACCAAAAGAGGCAUCCAAUAAAGGCUAGAUCAUACUCUGCGCCAAGGUGAAUGCGAAUGUGCGCCACCACAGCAAGUAUGCGCGCUGCAAAUUUCGCAAAAGUUGAACACGUUCCAAUUCUGGUGAAUUUUGCAGAGAAUGUGUCCUGACAUCACAUUUGCUUUGCAUUCGCAUUUAUGUGAAGUACCGGUAUGACCCAACCUUAAAGAUAAUACAACAUUUGCAAACGUCAUAAAAACAAAAUUACCCCAUUAUUAUGAAAUACCUUACUUGACUUCAAGUGAAUAAUUGUCUCAAACAUCCUGUGAAAUCAUGGCACCUGGUGUCAUGUCGUUUUCAAGAAAAGUGGAAUUUUGAAUCAAUAUUCUAAUGAUGGUCAGCCGACCAUUUUUUUUGCUUCCCCAAAUACUACCCCCAAUUUACCAAAUUUAGUCCCCAUUUUGUCUGCAAUUGUUUCCACAUUCGUGAAUGGGUGCAAGCCAGCUAGUCUGGUUCCCCUGAUUUAACAAUUCCCCGACAUCUAUAAAUUGCUGUAUUUUGUCACGGAACCAGACUACAAGAACAGCAUUUUUUUCUUGUUUUUUUCAGCAUCUGUGAACACAAUUUCUUAAUAAAUGGGUCAGUGUAACAAUAUUUGCUAUAUAAUAUUAACCCCCAACCCAUCCAUUUCUGAGCAUUACAGCAAAAGCAAAA
Messenger RNA from Patiria miniata (bat star), 2989 nucleotides. It is a transcript of the gene fbxo4, whose product is annotated as F-box only protein 4-like. Lineage: Eukaryota; Metazoa; Echinodermata; Asteroidea; Valvatida; Asterinidae. Gene Ontology annotation, molecular function: protein binding. The record is from RefSeq and is a predicted model, not a curated record. Gene Ontology annotation, biological process: protein polyubiquitination; SCF-dependent proteasomal ubiquitin-dependent protein catabolic process. The transcript is spliced from 7 exons. Bases 310 to 1644 code for a protein of 444 amino acids. Gene Ontology annotation, cellular component: SCF ubiquitin ligase complex.